UGCAACUAGUAGUCAAGAAAAAGAAAGAAACGCAAGAAAGUUCAAAGACUUUCCACCUGAUGGACGAGCGAUUGCAGGUCCCGGUUCACCAGAACAAAGUUUGCUUGGGCUUGAAACCUUUUGGACCUCAACGUGUUGUGAAGAAUCAGCAAACAAGAGAAGCAUAAAUGGACAGACUGCCAUUCGGCCGGAAGUACAAGGACUAGUCCAGAAAAACCAAAACAGGCCGGAUCCUACGCUGAUUCCAGUGUUAAGGCAAUGGGGAUGUGAGAGUUUGAGAGUUUUCUGCCUAAAACGCUGUCAAAAAGUUGUAAUUGAAAAUCCCCAGCAACUUUGUCUAUUGAUUGCGGAGUCGUUCAGAGAAGAACAUGAUGGGACACGAAGCGAGCCGACCAUCGACUUGACACUGGUGACAAAAUCAGCUGUGCGCGCCGUGGUACCCACACAUCCAGCAGCACAUCCCGCUGACAGCUGGGAGUCGACGAGGGAGCGAGAACACCGAGUGGAUCUACAGGCGUUAUGAUCGUAACGCAAUUGGAAAAGGAAAAGAAAAUCUUCCAGGGAAAAGGGGGGGUUUUGUAUUCCACAGAGGGAUGAGAAAAUGGGACUUUGGGGGAAUUCAUCCAGCCUCCGGUCUCCAGUCACCUCCACACUGAAGUGGAGCGGAACUCUCGGGCGCGCUGCCGGACCUCUGCUGCGCCUCGGCGCGCUCCGCGAAGCACCAAGCCCGCAAUGAGAGCAGCUCGGCUCUAACCAUGGGCGCGCACAUCCUGGAGUCCAACUCCAGCGCCAACCUGACGCCCGCGGUGUCCGAGGCUGGGGUCGUGCUGCCCGGCUACCUGGUGGUGAUCUUCUCGGUCCUCAUGGUGACUCUGGUGAUCGUGGUGGUGGCCGGGAACGCGCUGGUCAUCAUGGCUUUCAUCGUGGAUAAAACCCUGAGGAAUCAGAGCAACUACUUCUUUCUGAACCUCGCCAUCUCCGAUUUUCUCGUGGGCGCUUUCUGCAUCCCAGUGUACAUCCCCUACAACCUGACUGGCAGGUGGAUGCUGGGGAAGGGGCUCUGCAAAGUCUGGCUGGUCAUGGACUACCUGCUCUGCUCUGCCUCUGUCUUCAACAUUGUCCUCAUUAGUUAUGACCGCUUCCUGUCAGUCACCAGGGCAGUUAAAUACAGAGCGCAGAGGAACAUCACCCACCAGGCGGUGCUGAAGAUGGUGGCGGUCUGGCUGCUGGCGUUCCUCCUCUACGGCCCCGCGAUCAUCUUCUGGGAGGCCAUCGUGGGCCAGAGCGUGGUCCCGGACCACGAGUGCUACGCAGAGUUUUAUUUCACUUGGUACUUCCUGCUCAGCGCUUCGACCUUCGAGUUCUUCACGCCGUUCGUGUCGGUGGCCUUCUUCAACCUCAGCAUCUACUUGAACAUCCACCGGAGGAACAAGUGCGGGAACGGCGGUGCCGAGGACGAGGCCAAGCCGCAGAGGAAACCCAGGAAGUACAGAGACGGCGCGGGGGCCUGGUCCGUGUUUUUCGUCAAGACUCGGAAGGUGACCUCCAGCGAGCCUGCUGCUAUCUCGGCGGUCAUAGAGGACGAUGACAUUCUGUCCCCGUCCUCCAGCGGCUGCCCUGACACGAGUCAGAUUUUUGUGCAGAGGGAGAAGUUCUCUCCUCAGCGGAAAAACUCCAGGCUGUUUCAGCACACUGCUUCCUGCAUGGCGCCGGGCCGGAGAACUCCCGGAUCCCGCCUUUCCCGAGACAAAAAGAUCGCCAAGUCGUUGGCUAUCAUCGUCUGUAUUUUUGGGAUAUGCUGGGCUCCGUACACUCUGCUCAUGAUCAUCCGUGCCGCCUGUGGCGGCGAAUGUGUGGCGCACUACUGGUAUGAGAUCACGUUUUGGCUCCUGUGGCUGAACUCGGCCAUCAAUCCGUUCCUGUACCCUUUGUGCCACAGCAGCUUCCGGAGAGCUUUCUCAAAGAUACUGUGUCCUAAGAGGCAGUCGGUGCAGCCUCAAAUUGAGGUUCAGUCUUGCUAGAUGGACUCAGUUUGCACAGCCAUAUUUGAAGAAUGCAGUUAGUGUUUGAUGGUGUAAAAACUCAUACAAUGUUCUUCCAUGAAAAAAAAAAGAAGGCGUGUUUGCAUUUAAAGGGAUAGUUUGGCGCUUACCCUUGUCGUUUCUGCUGGUGGGUGACAUGGACUUAAAUAUCACAAUCUUUUGUGAUGUCAUUGUGAUAACGAUGCAAGAUAUUACAGGUCACUGCGUAGCUGUGACUGCACGACACAUCGAUUUUUCAAAUUUAUUGACAUUUGUUGACACUCAUCAGACAAACAGUAUAGAAAAUAGUAAAAUUAACAAUCUGACAAUAGAGACAGCUUUGGGGUUUUUUCUCAAGCAUCAUAAAUUGGAAUUUGUCACGACAACAAAUCAAGAUUCUUACAAAUAAUUCAUCAUGGUGAAAGACAAACGAUGCGCUAACUGCACACCUCUUGUCAUAUUGUGAAGAAAUCCUAAAAGUAACAAAAGGCUCGCAGCUAAUCUGACCCGUUUCCGCCGUGGUUACCAAUUUAAAACGGCUCAAACCAAAAAUAACAUUUCUACAGGAUACAGCACGAGAUUAGUGGAUAUUGUAUAUGUAUAUUUUUUUUAGGAGGCGGUUGGUUGCUGUUUAAUUAGCUGAACAUCUUCUGUGUAAUGACGCUAAAGCUACGUUCGCAUAAACUUUCCCAUCUCACCAGCUGCGUACUGGCCGUUUGCUUUUUUUGUCUGCAGAGGGAAAAAUGG
Molecule: messenger RNA, 2768 nt
Organism: Poeciliopsis prolifica (blackstripe livebearer)
Lineage: Eukaryota; Metazoa; Chordata; Actinopteri; Cyprinodontiformes; Poeciliidae
Product: histamine H3 receptor
Exons: 4
Coding region: 756-2021 (421 amino acids)
Biological process (GO): adenylate cyclase-activating adrenergic receptor signaling pathway
Cellular component (GO): membrane
Molecular function (GO): histamine receptor activity
Source: RefSeq, a predicted model, not a curated record